Eriocheir sinensis (Chinese mitten crab) is the source of this 2478-nucleotide messenger RNA. RefSeq names its product homeobox protein Hox-A3-like. The transcript is spliced from 4 exons. The record is from RefSeq and is a predicted model, not a curated record. Gene Ontology annotation, molecular function: RNA polymerase II cis-regulatory region sequence-specific DNA binding; DNA-binding transcription factor activity, RNA polymerase II-specific. The coding region runs from base 1 to 1722 and encodes 573 amino acids. Lineage: Eukaryota; Metazoa; Arthropoda; Malacostraca; Decapoda; Varunidae. Gene Ontology annotation, biological process: regulation of transcription by RNA polymerase II.
AUGACUUCCAGGAGCCGCCUGGAAUGGGCGGGGCUCGAACGGCGCUGGGGGGACGUGAUUGGUGGCGGGGGUUCCAGUGAGCCGGGUGCGGCGACGUCACCGCUCUCAACAGGCUCCCGCAGGCCGCGGCGGCCAAUCAGGCCAGAGAGCUCGCGGAUUAGACGCACACACAAGUAUCAGCUCUGCAGUGAAGCUAAGUACUGUAGAGUGUAUCAGGAGUGUUGGCGGGGCUGUGAGGCGAGGCGUCGCCCCUGUGUUGGUGACUCACCACCCAAGUGUUGUGUGCCGCGUACCCCGCACCCGUGUGCUCCUCCGUCUGUUUCGUGCACCGUCGGACUCACACAACCCACCAAACUGGCUUCUGCCGAGACCGCCACCAUGCCGGACCAGGACCUGGCCUCCAAGUACAUGGACCUGCCCCAGCAGGGGCUGCCCACCAUGGCCCACACGCCGCCCUACGCGCAGCCCCUGGCCUACCAGCAGCCACCCACGCCGGGCUACAAUCCCCCGGGCUACAGCUUCCCGCCCAUGUAUGCCCCUCAGAGCUCCUACCCGGCCUACCCCAUGGGCUCCUACCUCACCUCGCAGUGCCCCUCGCCCUCGGUCGAUGAAAAACCUGACGACGAGGGUUCGGUCAGAGUGAGUGGCAAGGGCAAGAAGAUGAGGAAGCCGCGCACCAUCUACUCCUCCCUCCAGCUGCAACAACUCAACAAGAUCUUUCAGCGGACGCAGUACCUCUCCCUGCCGGAACGCGCUGAGCUGGCCGCCAAGCUGGGACUCACACAGACACAGGUGAAAGUCUGGUUCCAGAACAGGAGGUCGAAAUUCAAGAGGAUGAAAAAGGCGGUGCCGCCAGGUGGUGGAGGCGGAGGGGGCGGGGACAUGACCCAGGGGGCACAAGGGUUCCCUCUCUCCGCCUCUCCCAGCGCAGGCACUCCCCCUUACCAGACCUGCACUUCCCUGCCUCCGGCCAGCCCGAUACACGACUCGGACCUUUUCCAGCCACCUUCCCUCCCCUGCUCCCAGAUGCCACCCCUCACAUCGCUCUCGCAAGGUCACCAGCUGGGCCCCGAGGCUGAGACCAAGCCCACGACGCAGCCCGGCUUUGAGCACCCACAUGUCAAGUCUGAGUUCUUGAGCACCGCCUCCCACUCAUCCGUGGCUCCCUCUCCACACACCUAUCCCCCCACUCCCCACCACUCCCCGGGAGGAGGGUCAUUCCUAUCCCUGGUGGGUGACCCUCAGUAUCCGUCCCCCUCAGAGUCCCCUCAGCCCCAUCAAUCCUACGGCAGCUACUCCACGCUCUUGCCUCACGCUGUUUCUCCGCACCUCCACCAGCACUACACCUCCUACUCAACUUCUCCUCAUCCCCACUCCGGCCAGAUGAACCCGCAUGCCCACGGGCCUCCCCAGCACCCGCCCACGCCCACCAGCCAGUCCCACGAAUCCCACGGAUCCCCCAGCAUGUGUGCCCCAGGUCAUCCCGGAGCGCCGUGCCCGCCCCCGCCGCAGCACCACAUGAACCACCCGCCUCACGCUGGCUACAUGCCGCCCACUUCCAUAGCACCGCCGCCCGUCUCCUCAGCAGACCACAUGGCGCUGCCGCCGCCCACCUCGUCGCCUGGCCUGGCCAACGCCCACCACUGGGAGAUGAAGCCGCCCGCGUCGGCGCCCUACAUGUACUCCUGGUACGCCCCCGACCAGCAACACCUCCUCACCUAGGCCGCCACGCCCGCACCGCCAGCAGGGCCGCACCGCUGCUCUGCGUGGCCUAGUUACGGCCCGCCGCGAGGCUCCCCUGGCCCGCGGCGUCAGAGCCGGGACCAAAGAUGACUAGCAGAGCCCGAGGGCAUCCCAAAGAUUUUGUGCAAUAUGCUCGCCAUAUUGGCGAUGAUAUGGUGGAGGGCGGCCGGGCAGCGCGGCCACAGCGGCGCCACACACUGCUGGUGCUGCCGUGCUCGUGAACUUAUCAAAGAAUGAAAAUCCCUUGAUGAUUCACCGUGAAUUAUGAACUCUUAAGGGUGCCUCUGGACCGAGAACUGUAACAUUUUGUAUUUAUGUAUGUAUGUAUGUAUGUGUGUGUAUGUAUAGAUGCCUGUAUAUAUGUAUGCACGCAUAUUUGUAUGAAUGUGUGUGUGUGUGUGUGUGUGUGUGUGUGUGUGUGUGUGUGUGUGUGUGUGUCUUGAUGUGCGUCUUAAUGCUCCCCGCGACACACGCCCCGCGCAGGUCGUCGCUGCCGAGGCGUUUGUCAUCCUCGACGCGCGUCGGGAGUGGCGGCGCCGAUGAAACACCAAACUUGAGUGUGUCCCUGGCGGGCCGGGGAGCCGCGCCCCCCCGCCCGCUGUGUGUCAGUCACUGUGUAUAACAAAAACUGUGUCGUCCCGCACUCAGUAAACAGGAACUGCACAUACGAAAAAAAUACGCAACAUUGUCCACGUUCAGGAAUAUAGAUAGAGAGAAAACAAUAAAAUGUCUAAA